Messenger RNA from Lecanosticta acicola, 753 nucleotides. NCBI's taxonomy places the organism in Eukaryota, Fungi, Ascomycota, Dothideomycetes, Mycosphaerellales, Mycosphaerellaceae. The record is from the annotation of a GenBank genome assembly.
AUGAGCAGACCGGCGGAUCUCAAGCAAGCUCUGAUAGACUCCGGCGAAGAAUGGAAUACAAGCUGGGACAACGUCCUGCAGGCAUCUCCAUCCUACUUAGCAGCGUACGUCAAGCUCCGUCAAGUCCCAAUACAGAAGCAAAAGCUCCCUCGCAAGAUCCAAGAGCUCAUCCUCUUGGCUAUCGAUGCGCAGUGUACUCACUUGCACGCUCCGGGCGUGCGUCUGCACAUCGAAGAAGCUCGUAAAGCUGGCGCCUCAGUUGGCGAAAUCAUCGAGACACUGGAAAUGGCAUCCGUCCUUGGCGUGCACUCCGUGACGGUCGGCGUGGAAUUACUCCAAGAAGUCCUAGCUGAGAAAGGCCAAACGUUGUCAGCAGAGGACAGAGACCUCUCACCACGCCAGCAAGCGCUCAAAGACAACUUCGUUCGCCAGAGAGGCUACUGGAGCGGAACCUGGUCUCCCGUUCUUCAGCUCUCACCGGAGUUCUUCGCGGCGUAUACGGAGUAUUCUUCCGUCCCGUUUCAAGAAGGACAUUCGUUCCUGGAGUCAUAUGUGAAGGAAUUGGUGUACUGUGCGAUUGACUGUGCGACUACACAUCUUUUCGCGCCGGGUUUGAAAAUCCACAUUCGAAAUGCCAUUGAGAAGGGUGCGUCUGCGGAGCAGGUGCUGGAGGUCUUUGAGCUGGCUGCUUUGAUGGGCGCGAAGACGGUGGUGAUGGGAGUUGAUGCAGUGGCUGAGAUUGAAAAGGGUUAA